ACAAGCGCACACAAGAAUAUGCAUCUUUACAAGCCAAGCUACACCGACAUCCCAAAUCCUAAAACUGGAGGGCAGAAGUCCAAUGAAGCAGCUACAAGAGUAAAAAGGACGAAUGCUACACCCAAAGCCUGUUUUCCGCUUCGAUGCUGGACAAAGACACAAUUUGGGAACAUGGAGCAGAAACGCCUGGAAUGGUUUGCCAGUGUUCAUGGCAUGUCACUGAAGGACACAGUGAAGAAUCAAACCGGGAUGGUUUACAGGAAUCUUGGGAAAUCAGGACUUCGAGUAUCAUGUAUGGGGCUUGGAACCUGGGUGACGUUUGGAGGUCAGGUUUCCGAUGAGGUGGCCGAGCAGUUAAUGACGAUUGCUUAUGAAAAUGGAGUAAACCUCUUUGACACGGCUGAAGUUUAUGCAGCUGGAAAGGCAGAAGUGAUUUUGGGAAAUAUAAUCAGAAAAAAGAACUGGAGGAGGUCGAGUCUGGUCAUCACAACCAAAUUAUACUGGGGAGGAAAAGCUGAAACGGAAAGAGGCCUCUCGAGAAAACACAUUAUUGAAGGAUUAAAGGCUUCUCUCCAGAGACUUCAGCUUGAAUAUGUGGAUGUUGUGUUUGCCAACCGCCCAGAUAAUAAUACCCCCAUGGAAGAAAUUGUUCGGGCAAUGUCCUAUGUGAUUAACCAGGGGAUGGCUAUGUACUGGGGAACAUCACGCUGGAGUGCUAUGGAGAUUAUGGAGGCAUAUUCCGUUGCCAGGCAGUUCAACAUGAUUCCACCUGUGUGUGAACAAGCUGAAUACCAUCUCUUCCAAAGAGAGAAAGUAGAGGUUCAGCUGCCAGAAUUGUACCAUAAAAUAGGUGUCGGUGCGAUGACGUGGUCUCCACUUGCAUGUGGGAUUAUUUCUGGAAAAUAUGACAAUGGUGUUCCUGAAAGUGCUCGAGCGUCACUAAAGUGCUACCAGUGGUUAAAAGAUAAAAUAUUAAGUGAAGAAGGACGAAAACAACAAGCAAAACUAAAAGAUUUAUUGCCGAUUGCAGAGCGCCUUGGUUGCACACUGCCUCAGCUAGCUGUAGCUUGGUGCCUGCGGAAUGAGGGGGUAAGUUCUGUCCUCUUAGGGUCCUCUAAUCCAGAACAACUGGUAGAAAACCUUGGAGCCAUACAGGUUCUGCCAAAGAUGACGUCCCAUAUAGUGAAUGAGGUUGACAACAUUUUGGGAAACAAACCGUACAGUAAAAAGGACUACCGAUCAUAAUACGCUGCAUGAAGAAAAGGACUGCAUGGUUAUACCAGUGCCCUGUAUAUAGUACUGGAUCAAUAUCUGUAUACUGGAGCUUCCAGUUACCUGCUGUAGUAUCUGUUACUGGGGUUGCUAAUGCUGAACACCUACCCUGCAAGCACAUCUAUAACCCAUUAUUAUUUCUUUCUUACCAUUUAACUCCAAGCUUUCUUGCUUGCGCCGAAACAGCAGAUAUAUGAAGUGGUAUGAGAAAUAUUAUGUCAAUGUCAAUGAAGAGAUGGUGCAUUUGUUUUUGAUAUGCAAUAUAUUUUCUUACUGUAUAAUUGGUCUCUUGGGGAGUUAAGAUGGUUCUGCAAGAGAAAUAGGGAAAAUCAUCUUUGGUAUAUACUUUAUAUAUUUCUCAGAAAUACAUAUGGCUCACAAUUGAAGAUUAUUCACUAAGCAGUGAGUUGCAGGUGAACUGAACUGGGAUAAAUAUUUCAUCUCACUUUUUAACUAUGUUACAUGACAGACCAACCAUGGGGAAUUCCUUCUGUAUGAAGAGUGGAUAUGACCCUGUAUACUGCAUAUUCAAACAUGUAAAAAGUUCUCACCAUUUGAGUUUAGGAUUAUGGAAGACCAGCUCCUUCCUUCAGAAGAGGAUCACUGGGCUGGUCCAUCAUUACAGCAUAGUGACAUCAUACUGGGAAUGCUUUCUACAACCACAGUGAUCUAGGGUGAGCAGCAGUGUAUUGAGUGAAGGAGUGCGGAAAGGGAUGUGCUGCAGAUGAUAAGCAGUGAAGAAGGGAGUG
This is a messenger RNA of Spea bombifrons (plains spadefoot toad), 2021 nucleotides long. RefSeq names its product potassium voltage-gated channel subfamily A regulatory beta subunit 1 (gene KCNAB1). The transcript has 14 exons. The coding region runs from base 19 to 1245 and encodes 408 amino acids. The record is from RefSeq and is a predicted model, not a curated record. Gene Ontology annotation, biological process: potassium ion transport; negative regulation of delayed rectifier potassium channel activity; transmembrane transport. Gene Ontology annotation, molecular function: potassium channel regulator activity; transmembrane transporter binding; voltage-gated potassium channel activity. NCBI's taxonomy places the organism in Eukaryota, Metazoa, Chordata, Amphibia, Anura, Pelobatidae. Gene Ontology annotation, cellular component: extrinsic component of cytoplasmic side of plasma membrane; cytoplasm; juxtaparanode region of axon.